This is a messenger RNA of Meloidogyne enterolobii, 777 nucleotides long. The record is from the annotation of a GenBank genome assembly. Lineage: Eukaryota; Metazoa; Nematoda; Chromadorea; Rhabditida; Meloidogynidae.
AUGGAAGAGUUUGGACAUAAUUACAUCAACAAAAAUCAAAACUUCACCCAUCUCUUCACUUUCCAUAUUAUGCCAAUAAAGGCGAUGGGACAAAGUUUGCAGAAUUCUUGGGGAAGCUGUAAGAUAAACGGGACAAAACCAGGAUGUACUAAAGAAGCAAGAUUGUUGAAAUGUGACAAAAUGUUCAUUCGAUUUGACAAAGAACACUUUAAAAUUCUUGUUCAUGAUGUUCCAGUCGCAAAAAAUAGCAGUUCAACAGUUGGGAACAAAAAUUUGGAAUUUUCAACAACCCAAAAUAUCGACAGAAUUAAUAAUGAAGACACUACAACUGACGAUAAUGUGAAAAUUACAAGGAUUCCAACCUCUACCGAGUCUUCAGGAAUGUCUACAAUUACCAUUGUUUUGUUUAUUUCUGGCGUUGUAGUUUUAAUUUUUGCAAGCAUUGUUUGCGUUCUGAUUUGUAUUUUGUUUCGAAAAGAGGAUAAAGAAGAAGAAGAAAACGGACAAAGUAAACAAGAAGAAAGUCAAGGAAGUUAUAUACGUUCAACUCAUUCAACUCCAAAAAAUUCAUUAAAAGAAUCCAAUGUUGAUGUUGAAUUGCCUCCUCUUCCUGCUAUUGAAGAUGAAAAACAGAAGGAAGAGAAACAUUUUAAUGAUGCUUCUACAGUCGUCGAAACUCAAUAUCAUCAAGAAUUCAAUGAUGUUGACUGUUGUGACUACACAGAUCAAAUAAUCAAAACUUCACCCAUCUCUUCACUUUCCAUAUUAUGCCAAUAA